Messenger RNA from Glossina fuscipes, 1387 nucleotides. RefSeq names its product probable small nuclear ribonucleoprotein Sm D1 (gene SmD1). Gene Ontology annotation, biological process: spliceosomal snRNP assembly; RNA processing. The record is from RefSeq and is a predicted model, not a curated record. Gene Ontology annotation, molecular function: RNA binding. The transcript is spliced from 2 exons. Lineage: Eukaryota; Metazoa; Arthropoda; Insecta; Diptera; Glossinidae. Bases 89 to 463 code for a protein of 124 amino acids. Gene Ontology annotation, cellular component: pICln-Sm protein complex; SMN-Sm protein complex; U4 snRNP.
UACUACAGGCCGGCUCACAUUUACUGGCAUAAUAAUUUGCAUUGCAGUACCGAUUUUUCUGGAAGCGCUUAAUUUUUGUAAAAUUAAAAUGAAGCUUGUGAGAUUCUUAAUGAAGCUUAGUCAUGAAACUGUUACCAUUGAACUUAAAAAUGGAACUCAAAUUCAUGGAACAAUCACUGGAGUAGACAUUGCUAUGAACACUCAUCUGAAAUCCGUAAAGAUGACCAUAAAAAAUAGAGAUCCAGUGCAACUGGAGACCCUUAGCAUAAGGGGAAAUAAUAUAAGAUACUUCAUUUUACCAGAUAGUUUACCGUUGGAAACGCUACUUAUUGAUGAUACUCCGAAAUCCAAAUCCAAAAAGAAAGAUACCAGUCGAGUCGGAACUAGAGGAAGAGGUAGGGGAACCCGCGGACGUGGUGGACCUCGUAGCCGCGGUAGAGGAAGAUCAUCAGGUAGAAGAUAAAAAAGUUUUUACGAACUAGUACAUAAAGGAACUGGCGCGAACGCUCUAAAAACUAUACGUCAUAUAAAAUACAAAGGAAUGUUUUCUUUCGUGUACAUCUUUCUCUAUAAUAAAAUUGAAUUAAAUUACUUCUUUUUUUUUAUAUGUGAGGCAUAGGUCGCUAAGACCGCCUUUACUGCCUGGUGUCUAUAUGAAAACUUGAAGAAGAUGCUGUCGGGCGAUUCCCUCAAGCUUUGCGUACGGCAAUUAGUUUUUUCGUUAAUGGAAUUAAUGGAGUUAAGAAUAUUGAAUUGCUGUUCCUUCUUGUGGUAUUGGUUUUUUCCAAUAACUUGGAACUUGAAAAAUUUUACAUUUUUUAAGAAAUUUUAUUUUCGAACUCACCUUCUCCUGGGAUAUGUGUUAAAAAAAGAAGUUCUGUGGAAGUACUAAUAAAUUUGGAAAUAAUACAGCCUGGGCUAGGGGUUUGGCAGAACCUAAAUUAGGUCGCAAAAAUUCAUAUUUGAAAACCGAGCAGUUUGCGUUUUGAUUCGUAUUUCAAAAGUUGUCCCAAGAAGUAAGCUGUUGUUCGCAAACGUAUUUGCGCAGUGCAGACAUGAGUCGCCAUUACCAGCAUUAUAUUCCCGGAUUUCCAUGCAGUGCAGUACAUUCUAAGAGCCUCCAGAAUGUAAGUCGUUUUUUUGCUUUACUUGAAAUGGUUUUCAACAAUAAAAAUGCACAACAAACCGGGCUGCUUUCGCUAAGAAACACUUGUUCACAAACAAAAAUCCGAUAAAGCCAUGUUUAACGUACCCCCAAUCCGCAAGCGUCCACUACAUACAACUAAAAUUUGAAUGGCUACAUAUUUUCUUAAAGAACAUUGCAGGAGUGAAACGUCAUGUCCGGAAUACUUUUCAGUUCAUUGAAUUGUUUAUGUUCUAAAACAGU